GAGAGGCAGCGAGGAGGCAGAAGUCUUUCAGCUUUGUAACAGUUGGUUCCAUUGCCCAGUACUGCCACAACAGAGCUGCUGGAAGGACUAGUCUGGAGCCUCCAGUGCCAUUACAUUAGUCAGAGACCUGUCUGAGUUUGGGGAGAGAGGCUGGCAUCAGAGAUGGCGGAGAGGGUGUUGGCACUGUUGUGUAUGCUGGGCAUCGGCCUCUGUCAGGUCUGGAGCUCUUCCGAGACCCACCAGGAGGAGGCAGGCCUGGCGGUCCUGUAUCCAUGGCAACACCAAAACAGUGGUCUGGGCAGGGUGAAGAGGGACUGGAUAAUUCCACCAAUCAGAGUGUCGGAAAACAGCAAGCAGGUCCCAGAAAACCUGGUCCAGAUCAAAUCAGACAAGGUGUUCACCGGGGACGUGAUCUACAAGCUGGAGGGACAAGGGGUGGAUCAGGACCCCAAGGACCUGUUUGAGAUUGAUGACAAGACGGGAGAGAUCCGCAGCAAGCAGCCUCUGGACCGGGAGAAAUACAGCCGCUUCACGCUGAAAGCUUUUGCCUUGUCUCCCAGUGGAGAGAGACUAGAAAACCCCUCCACCAUUGAGAUAGUGGUUCUGGAUCAGAAUGACAACCGGCCAAUCUUCACACAGAAAGAGUUUGAGGGGUCUAUAGCUGAGUUCUCCAUACCAGGUACGUCAGUGAUGUCUGUGUCAGCUACCGAUGCUGAUGACCCAGACACAGACAAUGCUGUUCUGAGGUACUCCAUCAUUGGCCAGGAGAGCAUCCCAGCAAAUGUCAUCACCAAGACCAUGUUUGGCAUCAACAACGAGACAGGAGCGAUCUACACACGGGACGUGGGCCUGGACCGAGUGGUAGUAAAGAGUUUCAGGUUGAAGCUGCAAGUGGCAGACAUGUCAGGUAUGGGACUGACCAAUGAGGGCAUUGCCAUUAUCCACGUGUCUGAUAUCAACAACCACGGCCCACGCUUUUCCCCCGAUCUGUACAACCUGUCAGCCGUGGAGAACAGGAUUGACCAUGAAAUCGGCAGGGUCAACGUUGUUGACAAUGACGACCCCGGAACAGGAAACUGGGAAGCUAAGUACACCAUCGCAGAAAGUGACCAGUUCAGCAACUUCGCCAUUGAGACGGAUCCACUGACCAAUGAGGGCAUUCUGACAGUGGUGAAACCUCUGGACUUUGAAGGCCGGUCAGAGUACACUCUCAUCCUAACUGUGGAGAAUGUCAACCCACUGAAUAUUAAAGCCCCCAACGACCCAAUCAGCAGUGCAACAGUACUGGUUACCGUGGUGAAUGAGAAUGAGGCACCACGAUUCGUCAGUGACCCCAUGGAGCUGAUGGUGCCUGAGUCAGUGCCACCUGGGUCUGUCCUGAUCAAGAAUAUCGCCUAUGACCCUGACAAUGCCAAACUCAGGUAUGAGAUCACCAGGGAUCCAGAAAGAUGGCUAUCAAUCAACCCAGAGACUGGAGAGAUCACAUCUAGGAAGAGCUUCAAUGUGCGCUCACCACACGUCGAGAACAACAUCUACAACGUCAUCAUCAAGGUCACCGACACAGACGCUGGAGGAAUUUCCACCACAGCCACUCUAUCCAUCACCCUGAAGGAAACCAAUGACUUCCCCCCACAGCUGACCCCUCUCAGUGGGGUGGUUUGUAACAACAGGGACAUUUACAGGGCGGGGCUGUUUUUGACUGCUGUGGAUGAGGACCUGCCCCCUCAUGCAGAACCCUACACCUUUGAUUUGCCCUCCGACAUGUCAAACAACUGGACCAUCGUCAAGUUCAAUGAUAGCCAUGGAUACCUGCAGCCUAUGAUGGAGAGGCUAGAGAAGGGAGAGUAUGCUGUGACAGUGCAGGUCUUUGACUCUGGUAGUCCCAGGCUCAGUUCCUUUGCCCAGGUCAACAUCACUGUCUGUCCCUGCGACAACAACCAUGACUGCAGGUCCGAGGCAGCCGCCAUCUUUGGAACGCGAGUGGGAAUAAGCUUCAUUGCCCUGGUGGUCAUCAUGGCUAGCAUUGCUCUUUUGCUUUUGCUGCUGCUCCUAGCGGUUGCCGUGGGUAACUGUAGAAGGCACCAUCACAUGAAGCAAGGUGGGGGUCUGCUGGUGGGGGAGUCAGAAGAUGACAUACGUGACAACGUCCUGAAUUACGAUGAGCAGGGAGGAGGAGAGGAGGACGAGAAUGCCUUCAACAUUGACCUCUUGCGUAACCCGACCGACAAACCCUCAACCCCAGGGUCCUUCUGCCCCCCUGGUCUGCCUCGAGGGAAGCAGCCACUCAGGAAAGACGCCCCCCACUACCUGCCCUCCCCACUGUAUCCACGGAAACCCCCUGCAGACCCAGCCGACAUCGAGGACUACAUCAACGAUGGCCUGGAGGCGGCAGACCAAGACCCCAACGUCCCACCCUACGAUACGGCGCUGAUCUACGACUACGAAGGUGAGGGCUCUGUGGCGGGCAGUCUCAGCUCCAUCGCUUCAGCCAGCUCAGACGGAGACCAGGACUACGACUACCUCAACGACUGGGGCCCGCGCUUCAAGAAGCUGGCCAACAUGUACGAGCCACGCUAGGGAGGGAGCCAAGCUAGGCUUGCAGCCCAGGGCCAGAGCCAG
This is a messenger RNA of Hypomesus transpacificus, 2619 nucleotides long. It is a transcript of the gene cdh15, whose product is annotated as cadherin 15, type 1, M-cadherin (myotubule). Gene Ontology annotation, molecular function: cadherin binding; calcium ion binding. Gene Ontology annotation, cellular component: plasma membrane; catenin complex; adherens junction. Lineage: Eukaryota; Metazoa; Chordata; Actinopteri; Osmeriformes; Osmeridae. Gene Ontology annotation, biological process: cell morphogenesis; calcium-dependent cell-cell adhesion; homophilic cell-cell adhesion. The transcript is spliced from 14 exons. The record is from RefSeq and is a predicted model, not a curated record. The coding region runs from base 163 to 2577 and encodes 804 amino acids.